Adineta steineri is the source of this 450-nucleotide messenger RNA. NCBI's taxonomy places the organism in Eukaryota, Metazoa, Rotifera, Eurotatoria, Adinetida, Adinetidae. The record is from the annotation of a GenBank genome assembly.
AUGACGAUUGGUUUUCGGAAGACCACAGAAAAUUUAUUGGAAGGUUUGGUAAAUGAAACUGCUAUCAAAAUAGAAUGGCAAGAUCAAUAUACGAUGACAGCAAUCAUUCCAGAUGUCAACGAACCAACUGUACAUCAUUCAAUCACUGCAAAAUGUCAAAAAAAUAUAUUCUCUAAUGAACUUGAACGAUUCCAAUGGGAAACGAUUCUAAUUGAUAAACAUGCUGUUCAAACUAUGGAUGAUUUAAGAAUAUUAAGUUUAAACGAACAGCAAUGCGCAAUAAUACAACAGAAUAUUGAUGGCACUAAUUAUCUUGAAGAAAUUUACGAGCAAUGCAAAACAUUGCGACCAAAAAUAUUGGAAUCUAUAGACAAAUUAAUUGGAACUUCAUUCUCUACAACGUUUAAUUCAACUCAACCCAAAGCUUAUGCCACUUCACUAGCACAAUAA